AUGGAUGGAUAUCUGAACUCUUCGCUGGAGGAGAAGACAAUAUACGACAUAUACCGGGCAUGUCGGCUGUGCGGUGCUGGCGCUGGCUAUAAGAUGCCCAUCAUGCAGAACGUUGUACACCUAGACAGUUCUGAGAAACAACUGCAAUCAAUUCAGGACAGACUGAAUCAACCGCACCUGAAAGUGUUUCAAGAUUGUGUAACACGAUGGAACAGUACAUUCUACAUGUUCGAGCGUUUUUCAAAGAUAAAGGAUGCUCUGAGCCUUUACAUGAAUGAUAAUGAAAUUGACUCUGUUCUACCAGAAGAAUGGAAAAUGAUUGAAAGUUUCAUUCAAUUACUGGGACCUUUUGAGGAAGCAACCCGGGAACUGAGCAGCUCUUCUGCUCUUAUUUCAUCUGUGAUACCGAUAAUACAAAUGCUUGAAAAAAAAGUUGAUGACUAUUUAACAAGAUCGCAAGAGUUUGAUCCGAUUCGUCAGGCUGUAAUGACUUUGAAAAACGAACUUUCUACAAAGUUUUCUAGCUUGGGAGAAAACAAUUUAUUUACCAUCGCUACCUACUUAGAUCCUCGCUAUAAGCACAAAUUUUUCACACCGGUGACUGAAGAAAAGAUUAAAGAUGACAUUUUAAAAAUGAUAAUUUGA
Molecule: messenger RNA, 645 nt
Organism: Danaus chrysippus (African queen)
Lineage: Eukaryota; Metazoa; Arthropoda; Insecta; Lepidoptera; Nymphalidae
Source: the annotation of a GenBank genome assembly